GAAGAUGAGCUAGACACGAUGCCGGGAGAGAUAUACUGUCCAUGGACGCCGGCGAGAUCACCGGUGGAGAUGACGUCUCCUUGUAGAAAGAGCAAAUCGACAGGAUCGUCUUCGACGUCGACAUGGUCGAGGAGACGUUGGAGAAUCAGAAACCUGCUCAAGAGAAGUCGCAGCGACGGGAAAGAAACACUCGAGUUCUUGAACACGAGCCCUGUUGACAACAUAGACAAAUCUUGUUCUUCUUCUCCUUGUCCGAAGAACAAGGAGACGGUGAAGACGAAGAGCAAGAAGAAGGAGAAGGAGAAAAUUUCAGUUUCAGCACAUGAGAAGUUUUACUUGAGGAACAAAGCAAUGAAAGAAGAAGACAAGAGAAAGUCAUAUCUACCGUACAAGCAAGAACUUGUCGGACUUUUCUCCAACAUUCACCGACACGGCAAAGUUUCUUCUCCGUUCUGAUCUGAUCCGUGACAACAACUAGAGUUUUGUUUGUUUGUGUUACUAUUUGUUUGUUUAUUAUCUUCA
Molecule: messenger RNA, 522 nt
Organism: Brassica oleracea var. oleracea
Lineage: Eukaryota; Viridiplantae; Streptophyta; Magnoliopsida; Brassicales; Brassicaceae
Exons: 1
Source: RefSeq, a predicted model, not a curated record